CACACCCCGGUCCUGUAGAUGGCAGUAAUGCACAGAUUAGGCCUUACAGAAGAGGAAGAAGCAAAAGGAAAAAUAAAACAAAGUUGGAGAAGGAACGACACACCCGCCACGUUCAAGUGCUGCUGUCCAUCCAACACCAUGGGAAAGAAAAGCCGAGCAAAGAUUCAGAAGUCUGGAUCAGGAGCUAGUGCCUUGCCUUCUCCCAAAGAGAUGAUGAACCUAAUUGCCGAACUGUUGCAAAAGUGCAGCAGUGAAGCCCCGUCUGCCAAUGAAGAGUGGGAGGAAUAUGUUCAAAUUAAAAGCUUGGUGGAGAAGAUCCGCAAAAAACAGAAGGGUGUGUCAGUUAUAUUUGAUGGUUGCCGACACAGCCAUUUCCAAGACCUGGUGUCCUGGGCAAAAGCGAAUGGGUCUUCCUGUGAUGGUCUCCAAAUUGCCAACUUUGGAAAAGAAGGCUAUGGCCUUCAAGCCACAAGAGAUAUAAAGGCAGAAGAACUGUUCUUGUGCAUUCCUCGGAAGAUACUGAUGACAUUGGAAUCAGCACAUAACUCCAUCCUGGGACCUCUGCUACGCCAAGACCGAAUUUUGAAGGCAAUGGGCAAUGUGGCACUUGCCCUCCACCUGCUUUGUGAGCGGGCCAAUCCCACAUCAACAUGGCUGCCAUAUAUCCGCAGUCUUCCCCUGGAUUACAGUACCCCACUGUACUACCAGCCAGAAGAGGUGAAGCUCCUUUUGGGCACACAAGCUAUUCAGGAUGUCUUUCGCCAGUUAAAGAACACAGCACGCCAGUACGCCUACUUCUACAAACUUUUCCAGACUCAUCCUGCUGCCAGUGUCCUACCUUUGAAGGAGAGCUUCACAUUUGAUGACUAUAGGUGGGCUGUGUCUUCAGUCAUGACCCGUCAGAACGAGAUACCAACUGAAGACGGCAGCCAAAUCACACAGGCGCUUAUUCCUCUUUGGGACAUGUGCAACCACACAAAUGGACUGAUCACCACUGGCUACAACUUGGAGGAUGACCGUUGUGAAUGUGUGGCACUGCGAAAUUACAACGCGAAUGAGCAGAUUUACAUUUUUUAUGGCACAAGAUCCAAUGCCGACUUUUUCGUCCAUAAUGGCUUUUUCUAUCAAGACAACAUCCAUGAUCGGGUGAAGAUCAAGCUUGGCAUCAGCAAAAGUGAGAGACUCUUUGCCAUGAAAGCAGAGGUGCUGGCACGUGCUGGUCUCCCGGUGUCUUGUGUCUUUGCUCUGCACGCCAGUGGACCCCCAAUUUCAGCACAGCUCCUCGCUUUUUUAAGAGUCUUCUCCAUGACAGAGGAAGAACUGAAAGACUGCCUUGUGGGAGACUCUGUCAAUAAGAUCUUAAACCUGACUAAUCGUGAUAUCCCAGUGAGCUGGGAGAAUGAAAUCAAAUUGUGGACGUUCCUGGAGACCAGAGUCACUCUGCUACUCAAGAACUACAAGACGACAGCCGAGGAAGACAGUGUCAUGCUACUGCAACCCGAUCUAUCGCCUCAUGCUCGGGCGGCGAUCCAGCUCAGACUCGCUGAAAAGCAGAUCCUGCUGAAAUCGCUGGCCAGUGGACAAGCCAAACGUGUGCAUCUCGAAAUAAAAAUGGCAGAGGGCACGCCUUUGCCUCGCUGUGACAAUGGUGGCUUGGCGUCAUCUGAGAAUACUACUCGCAUACCUUCCGAUCAUGUUGCACAAGGACAAGUAGUUUGAGCUGGGCAGGUACUGAAUCUCUGAAUGGAGGGACUGUGUACAAGAUGGCAAGAUGGAGAUGGAGGCUAAUCGAUUCCCAGGGCAAGAAUAGAGAAUCUGCAAAGCAAUAAUGAUUUCACUUCACAGUCCAGAGAAGAGGAUAAAGAAGAUAUUUAAAAAAAUAAAUCAAUGGAAGAUGUGGAAGGUAAAUCUAACUUUUAUCGAAACCAUCAAAUAUGUCACAGCCAACAUCGAAUGGAUAAAUUCCACUUUGUUAACAUGGUUCAUGCUAUUUAUUUAGCUCAGAAUUGAUUUUGUGUCAGGUCAAUGGCUCCAAAAUAUUGACUCUCAGUCAAUAAAAAUACGUUUGACAUA
Messenger RNA from Hippocampus zosterae (dwarf seahorse), 2073 nucleotides. It is a transcript of the gene setd3, whose product is annotated as SET domain containing 3, actin histidine methyltransferase. Lineage: Eukaryota; Metazoa; Chordata; Actinopteri; Syngnathiformes; Syngnathidae. The record is from RefSeq and is a predicted model, not a curated record. The transcript has 13 exons. Bases 19 to 1719 code for a protein of 566 amino acids. Gene Ontology annotation, biological process: peptidyl-lysine monomethylation; peptidyl-lysine trimethylation; positive regulation of transcription by RNA polymerase II. Gene Ontology annotation, molecular function: transcription coactivator activity; histone H3K36 methyltransferase activity; histone H3K4 methyltransferase activity.